Aureobasidium uvarum is the source of this 1005-nucleotide messenger RNA. Lineage: Eukaryota; Fungi; Ascomycota; Dothideomycetes; Dothideales; Saccotheciaceae. The record is from the annotation of a GenBank genome assembly.
AUGUUCGGUCGCAAGAAGCGUGACGUUUCUCCUGAGGACAGGGUCCCGUCCGAGGAGACUGAUCGUACCUUGACUCCUGGCAUCGAUGGCCCUACGAAAGCUCAAGUCAAGAGGGCAACUCGCACUCGUAUGAUCUGGGCUUUGAUUUCGUCCUUCCUCCUUCUUCUGACCGUCAUAUUCAUGAUCCUCGUCGAGGUUGGCUGCACCGGCACCGGAAGCAUCAAAAGCAGUAUCUACUUUAUCAACAUCAACCUGACCAACAUUUUCCCCGAGUCUGUUCCCGAUUCUGCUAUCAUCAACUCUAUUGCCCAGACUAUUGGUCUGCACGAUUUCUACCGUGUUGGUCUUUGGGGCUUCUGCGAGGGCUACAAUGGCCAAGGCAUCACCGAUUGCUCGACACCUGAGACUCUAUAUUGGUUCAACCCUGUGGAAAUCAUUCUCAACCAGCUGCUCGCUGGCGCAACCAGUAAGCCUACGCAUGGUAUAUACUUGCUGUUCACCUUGGCUAACACAGUUCUUCAGNUCGCACUACCCACCGAUCUUACCGAUAUUCUCGGUCUCAUCAGAGUCGUAUCGCACUGGAUGUUUGGUCUCUUCCUUGCCGGUGCCUGCUUGUCCUUUGUCAUGAUGAUCUUGAACCCUCUGGCCGUCUUCUCGCGCUGGCUCACGCUGUUCACCGGCAUCUUCACCUUCUUGGCCGCUCUUUUCAUCACCGUCGCCACCGUCAUCGCUACCGUCAUGUUCAUCAUCAUGCAGAACGCAUUUACCUCGGUCGAGGAGCUCAACAUUAGUGGAAGCCUGGGCACCAAAAUGUUCGCAUUCAUGUGGAUCGCAGCAGCCACCUCAAUCCUUGCCUGGUUGAUCCAAACCAGUCUAUGCUGCUGCUGUGCCAGCAGAAGAGAUGUCAAGAAGGGGAAGAAGACGGGCAGCAAGAAGGCCUGGCAAACAGAGACACCCGGGAUCAACGAGAAGGGAUCCAGACGUGGAAUGUUUGGCCGCAAGUAG